GAAAUGAACCUAUUUCCGACACAAUUGUCCAAGUGGUUCGAUGCUUCAUUCAAAGCUUCAUUUUGCCAUCACUACCCAUUACUUAAACCACCCAUAGCUAAGAGCUUUAGGGUGUAUAUUAUCUCAUUUAUUGUAAUGUGCUGCUUGUGUCUUAUCUCUGCAGUCUUUCUAAAUGCAUCUGAGAAGUAAUGGCCUCCUGCAGGAGCUGCAGAUGUAGGUCAGUGGGUGUUGCCAUUUUUAGCCUGCAGGUUGUUAGCAACACUACAGCCACAUCAUCUGAUGUAAUCUCUUCCCGUCUAGUGGGGUUUAUCCAACACUAGAUAUAUCAUUUCCUCUUGAAAUGCAAACUUUAGCAAUCGUGAAUCUAAGUAACCAGGCAGAAGCAUUGAUGUAGUUUUAAACCAUAUUUUAAAUGUAAGCAAUAUGUUCCCUCUGAACUGUACAUGCUAGCGAGGAAAUCUCUACAUAAUACGAAUAAUCGGUGUUGUAGCAAGUGCCAAAUGAAGGAUUCAUCAGAUAAAGUAAACACCCAGGCGAGAUUUAACCAUGAAUUUAAAGAGCCACAAACAAAAUAAUCCAGGUUUGCGGGUUAGCUGCCAGCUGUUAAACGGCUAACAUACAGAUGAUUUAACUCCAAGUAACGUCAACAAAUGAGCAGGAUUAUCAACAGAGCUGGCACUCGAGAGGUGGUAAAAAUGGCUAUGUAACUGUCAUCCAAGCUAAAGCAAACUAGCAUGCUAGCGUUAUUUUUACUCACAUAUAAUCCUGUUCUUCAUUAUUUGUCAAAACCACCAUUUUAUUCCUGCACAAACACGGGAAGAAAAACACGCCUUGUAUCCUUACGGACCGUGUAGAAACAAAAAGACGCAAUAACGAGGGAAAGACAAGUUUAAAAGGUGAGUUUGGCAGGGGUUGUUGUGGGAAGAUCGCUUCUCGGCUGCUAGCCUGACAGUGAACUGAAGCUGAAACACAGAGCGGAGGAAAUGAGGAGCUCUCUUACUCUGUCGCUAUAGUUACAUGUUGUAAUGCUUCAAAACAUACAAUCACUUUAACAAUAUCAAUUAUAUUAAAUACAUUUAAAAACAUUUGUAUUUUGUAAACGUGUUUUCCUCCUUCAAUCAUUAUUUGACUAUGUACUUUAAUGUGUUAUUUCUGUAAUGAUAACAUGUAGCCUAUGAACAUUUGUAUCGCGUUACACAAAUAACUGUUAACAAUAUUAUAGCCGUGGCGGUAAACGACAAUCUUUUCCACCUGUUUAUAGGUUUAUACCUGUUACAUUGAAUAUUAUCUUCACGUAAAUACACAAAGGCCUAUUUAUCUCUGCCUGUUUUUUAUUCUAAAUACUUUGAACUUUAGCACAUCUCAGGAUAUGUUUUGCCCUCUCCAGCCUCUCUUUCAUUAUUUUCAACAUUAACAUUGUAUCUAAUUAAAUAAAUAACUACAAAUAGUAUUUAUUUAAACAGUUGUUUGUCUAUGCACCACUAACCAAAGCAAAUGUAUUGUUUGGGACUUUGAUACAAUAAUAAUAACAAAAAACAUUGACUCCCAAAUCACAGAUUAAGGGUGACUGGAGUUUGUGUGCAUGUUACCAUAACAGCCAGUUUUAUAGGCCUGCAACAUCCAAUUGUUCUGUGCUUUUCUUUUCACUGCUGCUAGAGAGAAAAGGAGAGCUGUUCAGUUUGUUGCGUCUGAGAGAAACAAAACACAGCAAAGGUCAUUUCUUUUUAUAUUUAAAAAGCAUUUGCAAGAGAUGUUUGAACCACACCAUUAAAGAUUAUCAAAGGUGUUUUUAUACAACUGUUGGAAUGAUGAGAAAGAAGACAAGGACGAUAAAACUAGAAGAACAUGAACCAGACGCUUUUCCGAUGAUCGUAGGUAAAAUGAAGAUAUCACUUCCCCAGAUGAGAACCGUGACAUCAAAGGAGAAGAUUAAAGUCUCCGCCUCAAACUCGAUCUCAACCAAGGCUACUACAUGUGAGACUUCAGGGAAUAAAAUGAGACUUUGUGUCAACCUGAUGCCUGUCCUGGCUGCAGCCAAGGAGAAUGUGGACGAAGAGAAGAAAGAGAACAGCAGCUGCAUAAAUCAAGAAGACACAGAAACCAGCAGCACAGAUGAGUCAGUGGAACAAACACUUGAUUCUUUCCUGGGAUUACAUUUGGAUACUGAUAUUGAACAAUCAUUAAAUUCUGGCUCUGUGCUGCCACCUGUAACUCAACCUAAAUCUGCUGCUGAGUUUUGUGAGUGUCAGAAGAGAUGCCAUACUCCUCUGCCUCCUAUCAGAUUAUCGGAAAAAACAAGAGGCAUCUCUCCAAACGUCACUACAAAAGACUGCAGAGGCGACGGGUUGGUUAAAGGACAAGAAGCAGACUGCAGGUUCUGGAUGGACAACCCCAUGAUCUCUAAAAGUAGGUCUCCAGAGUUUCGUCUUCCUGACAUCUCCCUGUCCAGCCUGGACACUCUGCUGCAGAUGGUCACACAGAAACUGAAGAGGAAGAGGAGAGGAGGUGAUGAAGGGCCAGCAGAUCAUCUCCUGGUGGCUGUUAGAGAGCAGCACUUGAGAGAAAAAAGCACCACAGGAGACAAACUUGGCCAAUAUGUACGCAUGCAUGGUGGUUUUGAGAAUCUUGUAUUUUACUGUAGCUAUAAUACAAAGGGGGAAUACAGUAGUACAUUACAAGGAUUACAUUUAAGCUACGGCAUUGUUCAUAUUUUAUUUGAAAGUUAAAUUAAAUAUCAUCAAUUUAAGACUGUACACAUAUAAUAGCUAUAACAGAGGUGAACAUAGUGUAAUAUUUUAGUUUUUUACCUAUAGGAUUAUUACCUUAAAUUAUAUACGAAACCUUAUUCAUUUAUUAUGUAUCCUUAAGAGCAUUAACACUCAUUUUAGAGCCCCAUAAUGGUCUAAAUACUACUGGAAUAUAAGCGUGGCAAUAUUGGUAGAUCCAGUGUGUAGAAAACCAUCCAUUACAUUUGGUUUCUCUCUUGUCUUUGAACAGUGAAGCAGUAGCAUCAGUGGGGAGAUGUCGUGUAAACCGAUGAUCCUUCCUCCACUUUUAUCUGCAUCAACACCGAUGCUCAGCCUCACAAUGACGAAGAUAAAU
Molecule: messenger RNA, 3102 nt
Organism: Gymnodraco acuticeps
Lineage: Eukaryota; Metazoa; Chordata; Actinopteri; Perciformes; Bathydraconidae
Exons: 2
Coding region: 1806-2726 (306 amino acids)
Source: RefSeq, a predicted model, not a curated record